Molecule: messenger RNA, 765 nt
Organism: Rhizopus microsporus ATCC 52813
Lineage: Eukaryota; Fungi; Mucoromycota; Mucoromycetes; Mucorales; Rhizopodaceae
Product: WD40 repeat-like protein
Exons: 4
Molecular function (GO): protein binding
Source: RefSeq, a predicted model, not a curated record
UGUUCGUGUAGCCGUAGGAUCACUUUGUGAUGAAAAUGUACAAUAUAAUAUGCCGGGCAAUCUUAGGUUGUGGGAUUCAUUGUCAAAGACAACCCAUACGCUCCUUGGACAUCAAACAAUUGAUACCAAUCAAGCACAGCAACAACAAACCAUUUGGAGAACAGUAGCUGACGUGAAAGCCUCUAACGAAGGAGGCCUCUUCUUUUCUGGGUCUCAUGAUGGGACAACCAAAGUAUGGAAGCAGAGCUCCGGUCGGCUCGUGUCUACUCUGCAAUACCAUUGUAAGCCAGUGAAUCAAUUAGCAGUCAACUACUGGACAGCAGGCAAUAUGCUUGCCUCUUGUUCCAAUGAUGGUACCGCUACGAUCUGGAGAAUUGGAUCAUCUGGUAAAACGGGCCAAGGCUCUAUCUGUGAACUUGAUGCACCGUUUUACCGAAACCCUGCUGUAGAAUGCUUGGAAUUUGGGCACCAUGCGACUCAUAAUCUUCUUUUUCUUGGUAUUUACAAUAGAGAAAUAGAGCACACAGGCUAUAUUCAGACAUUUGAUACGGAGACAUGUCAACCUGUGAGACAUUAUGACUCGAUGAAUGGAGGUGUGGCUGCUAUGAACGUAUCAUCUUCAGGACGAUUCAUUGCUUCGGGCAACUAUAACCGUUAUGAUAACCUGAGUGGAGACAAACAUUUACAUUUACACGACGUGAGGUUGGACAAGCCUGUAAAGAAAUUCUAUACAGGACACCACGAUGUCAAUGUGGUUUCGAUUAG